AUGGUGAAAAUGCAAGAGGAGAAGAAGGUGGAGGAGCUGAGAAAAGGAAUGCGUCUGGGGAAAUAUGAGCUCGGGAGGACGCUCGGCGAGGGUAAUUUCGGCAAAGUCAAAUUCGCUAAGGAUACCGUCUCCGGUCAAUCGUUCGCCGUUAAAAUCAUCGACAAGUCUCGUAUCGCCGAUCUCAACUUCUCAUUGCAGAUAAAGAGAGAGAUCCGGACUCUGAAAAUGCUCAAACAUCCCAACAUUGUCAGAUUACACGAGGUCUUGGCUAGCAAAACGAAGAUUAAUAUGGUGAUGGAAUGUGUCACCGGAGGAGAAUUGUUUGACAGAAUUGUCUCGAAAGGAAAGCUAACAGAAACCGAGGGAAGAAAAAUGUUUCAGCAGCUCAUCGAUGGAAUCAGCUACUGUCACAGCAAAGGUGUUUUCCACAGGGAUCUCAAGCUAGAGAAUGUUCUUCUUGAUGCAAAGGGACAUAUAAAGAUCACUGAUUUUGGCCUUAGUGCUCUGCCUCAGCAUUUUAGGGAUGAUGGAUUGCUACAUACCACUUGUGGAAGUCCUAAUUACGUUGCGCCUGAGGUGUUAGCAAACAGAGGAUAUGAUGGUGCAGCAUCAGAUAUAUGGUCAUGCGGUGUGAUCUUGUAUGUGAUUCUAACCGGAUGUCUUCCUUUUGACGAUAGAAACCUUGCAGUUCUCUACCAGAAGAUAUGCAAAGGAGACCCACCAAUACCAAGAUGGUUGUCACCAGGUGCAAGAACCAUGAUCAAGAGAAUGCUCGAUCCAAAUCCAGUCACGAGGAUCACAGUCACAGGUAUUAAAGCCAACGAGUGGUUCAAGCACGAAUACACACCUUCAAUUCCCGAUGAUGAUGAUGAUGACGAAGAAGAAGUCGACACAGACGAUGAUGCUUUCUCAAUCCAAGAACUCGGAUCUGAAGAAGGGAAGGGCAGUGAUUCACCGACCAUCAUCAAUGCGUUUCAGUUAAUCGGAAUGUCUUCCUUUCUUGACCUGUCCGGUUUCUUUGAACUUGAGAAUGUAUCAGAGAGGAGAAUAAGAUUCACCUCAAAUAGCUCAGCAAGAGAUUUACUGGAGAAAAUCGAAACAGCCGUUAAAGAAAUGGGUUUCAGUGUACAAAAGAAACAUGCCAAGUUAAAAGUUAAGCAAGAAGAAACAAGCCAGAAAGGUCAAGUUGGUUUAUCAGUAACAGCUGAGGUUUUCGAGAUAAAGCCGUCACUGAACGUGGUUGAGCUAAGAAAAUCUUGUGGCGAUUCAUGUUUAUAUAGACAGUUGUACGAAAGACUAUUAAAAGAGGUGGGCACUUCCUCGCCGGAGCAAGAGUUAGUAAGUUAG
This is a messenger RNA of Microthlaspi erraticum, 1347 nucleotides long. The record is from the annotation of a GenBank genome assembly. NCBI's taxonomy places the organism in Eukaryota, Viridiplantae, Streptophyta, Magnoliopsida, Brassicales, Brassicaceae.